AUGAAAACUAGUCCCGCAGAACCACCCAAUCAACGGGUCAGAGAGAAAAGUUAUACAGAUCUAGCAUCAAAUGCCGUUUUCUUGUCCUAUCAUUCAUAUCUAUCUGCAAUCAGAAGCACUAGUCCCACAGAAGUACCCAGUCAAAGGAUUGGAGAAACAAGAUGUACAGAUUUAGCAUCAGGAAAAGUAUUCACAGUUCUACCACCAGGCUUGACAGCCACUGGAAGAGUGAGUCAGCGGCGAGAAUGGUUAUUGUUGGGUACAUUUACUCGAGAAGCUGAUGGAGAGGAUGAACGGUUUGGUAAAAGAGAGCUAAAGCGAAAACGGGGGCGGGGCCAAGGGCGAAAAGCUGGCCUUCCUAUGGAACUCAAACCAGUCAUACAAAACAAUCAAACGUUCUCGCCCUUCCUAAGUUUACCGCCUCAGAUUCGAACUUAA
Botrytis sinoallii is the source of this 438-nucleotide messenger RNA. RefSeq lists its product as uncharacterized. Lineage: Eukaryota; Fungi; Ascomycota; Leotiomycetes; Helotiales; Sclerotiniaceae. The record is from RefSeq and is a predicted model, not a curated record. The transcript has 2 exons. The coding region runs from base 1 to 438 and encodes 145 amino acids.